Molecule: messenger RNA, 1010 nt
Organism: Protomyces lactucae-debilis
Lineage: Eukaryota; Fungi; Ascomycota; Taphrinomycetes; Taphrinales; Protomycetaceae
Product: ClpP/crotonase-like domain-containing protein
Exons: 2
Coding region: 110-928 (272 amino acids)
Biological process (GO): fatty acid beta-oxidation
Cellular component (GO): peroxisomal matrix
Source: RefSeq, a predicted model, not a curated record
CGAGUUCUUCAGAUGAUCAUCUCUUCCACCCCGCAAAAUAGCGGAGACGCGAUAUUUAUGAAGGCCUCGACACUGAUUGCUUUGUGCAACGUUUGUAUCCUUAUCAAUCAUGUCAGAGCAGCUAGAGCGAGAAGUGGUCCUUACAUCGCAUCAGUCUCCAUCUGGCAAAAUCAGCAUCAUCACACUGAAUCGAGAGAGCAAGUACAAUGCCUUAUCGGGCUUGCACUACAUUCGCUUGUCGAACAUGAUGCGGCAAGUGAGCGAUGAUGCAGAGACAAUUGCAACUAUCCUCAUUGGAACAGGCAAGUUCUUCAGCGCAGGCGCUGAUGUCAAUGCUGCUGGCUCCAUGCCACCCUCUGACGGCGACGUACGAGAGUUCUAUCUCGGCAAAUUCGCAAUCGGCAAUCUUGAUAUCACCCGACAGUUCUUCUAUCACCGUCAUCCGUUGUUCUUCUGCCUCAACGGACCCGUCAUUGGCCUCUCUGCAGCUAUUGUCGCCUUUGCAGACUUUGUCUAUGCUACGCCUGAUACUUACCUCUUGACUCCAUUUGCAAGCCUGGGACUUGCACCGGAGGGUGGUGCUUCCCUCAUGUUCCCACUGAAAAUGGGCUAUGCAUUGGCCAACAGAGCUUUGAUGGCAGGUGAAGCCCUCUCUUGCCAAGAACUCCAAGCUGCUCAAUUCAUAAGCAAGGUCUUCCCCAAGUCUGGAUUUGCAGAUGCUACCUUGAAGCAUAUUGUAUCGCUGCUGGAGGACAAGAAUGUUGAAAGCAUGCAUAUUGCAAAGGCCUUCCUGCAAGACACCCUCAGGAACCAGCUUGAACAGAUGAAUGUCAAGGAGAUUGUCGCUGCCACUGAUCGCUUUACGACCGGUAUUCCUCAAGCCCAAUUUAUGCGACUGGCCACCAAGGACAAGAAACACAAGUUGUAGGCUUGUUUUUUAUGUUUUGUGUAGUUCAAUGUAUGUGACUGUUCUUUCCAGUCGCGUCUUUCGCCUUUCUCGACGCGACUUU